UAAUCUGGAAACUUUAGACAAGCUUCUCUUAUAACCCUGUUGGUAGUCAUUCCCAAUUUCGUUUUUGAGGUCGCGACUUCGAAUCUCCGAUUUUCAUUUUCUACCAAAAUUUUUUUCAAUUUUUCUUCUUGUGAUCUUUUGGUCGCCAUGGAUAAGGAUCCAAACGAGACUCCACGACCUCCCCGGAAGGUGAAGUACACUCCAAAGAAGCUCAAACCUCGAGAAACCAAAAUCCAAUCGCGUUGUGGAGCAGAUGAACAAAAUAGUGUUGAAACUCAAGCUCGCGUGCAUCGUUUGAAUUUGGAGGCGCCUGUUGCAAGACGCGAGACUAAAGUUGAAAAGCAAUCCAGUUUGCAAGUUGCAUUUGGCCCUAAAGGUUCAUCGUCACCUUCCCUUAAAACAUUUAGCAGUGGUAAUAGUAAAACCAGUGGCUCAAAAUCUAAAAUUUCUGCUAAUGAGAAAAAUGGUUCAACACAUUAUUCAACUGCUAUUGUGGAUCAGAGUAAUACUUGUGUGAUAGAUGUUGCUGAUGAUGAUACCACUGAUUCAUCGGAUGGGAAAAUAAAAAAAGACUACAAGGAUCCGUGGGAUCUUAACUCAAACUAUCCUAUUACUCUUCCUCUGAGGAAGCCCUACUCUGGAGAUCCAGAAAUUCUUAAUGAGAUAGAAUUUGGGGAGGCUGCUACUAACGUGGAAUAUGAUGAUAAAACUCUUGACUCCGCCAAAGAAUUGGGGCUCUUGCAGGACAGCAAUGAGCAACAUAGAAUGCUUUUUUUUAAGCUUCCUGUUGUUCUGCCUUUCAUCAAGGGGGAGGAGAAAAGUGGUACCUCAAAAGUAGCAGCAAACACCAAAAAGGGAACUAACUUGUUGGAGCUUCCGGGUGGAUAUAUGGGAAAAAUGCUGGUAUACAAAAGUGGAGCAGUCAAAAUAAAACUAGGAGAAACCUUGUUUGAUGUGUCUCCAGGUACAAAAUCUAUAUGUGCCCAAGAUGUUAUUGCAAUGAACACUGCACAGAAACACUGCUGCAAUCUUGGGACAGUUGACGCAAAGGUUGUUGUAACUCCUGAUUUUGGUUCCAUUGAACUGGAGGAUAGAUAGAACAUGUACCUGGCUGAGUGGCUUAUGUGAAUAGGGAUGCAUAUUUUGUGAAUACAUGUGACUACAGAUACACUGAUGAUUAGAAGUGCAAAAUAGGUAGUAAAAUUAGUAUGGCAUUGGUGGAAUAUCAAGUGGAAAAACGAAUUUAUGUUUUUGCCUGUAGGAAUUGUUAGCUUCCUGUAUGUUGAAUUAAUAUAUCAUUCACAAAUGUGGAUAUAUUUCAUUUGCUAUGAUGCUUCUGGUCCUUGAAUUGUAUGCAUUUGCAGAUGCUGAUGAUUUCUCUGCAAUAGAAACUCUCAAAAUCUCUACCCUCCAA
This is a messenger RNA of Cicer arietinum (chickpea), 1414 nucleotides long. RefSeq lists its product as uncharacterized. Gene Ontology annotation, molecular function: DNA binding. Lineage: Eukaryota; Viridiplantae; Streptophyta; Magnoliopsida; Fabales; Fabaceae. Gene Ontology annotation, biological process: tRNA transcription by RNA polymerase III. Gene Ontology annotation, cellular component: RNA polymerase III complex. The record is from RefSeq and is a predicted model, not a curated record.